GUGAAAAAGUUCAAAUAUUUAACUUUUCACCUAGGAGUGAAAAAACAAAUUUACUUCAAUGAAAAACAAAUUAAGAUUUAAUCGGAAUUUUUUAAUCUCCUUUACGUCAUAGCCUUGGUGUGAUACUGUACGACGAGUAUAUAAAGAGUUGGGGGAAGUUCGCCUAGGCGACGAUCAAGUUGGACAAAACACACGUCAUAUCCAACAGUGCAGAAUGAAGAAGUGCUUCACAUACCGGCUGAAACAAGUGCCAGCACCAGAGCUAAUAUCCGCUGUGCAGAGAAAAGACUUGACGAAAGUAGAGCUCGCUUGGAAAACAUGGAAAGAAAAAGUCUGGGUCAUUUGGACGCUCAAAGGAAACUGUUAGAAAAGUCUAUGAUGGCAUAUAGUGAAAAGAUGAAGGAUAUCGCUAGCUCUAAAAAUAACGAAAUUUUCCGCGAGUUACAAACUAGAAACGCUUCACGGAAUGACAUAAGGGUCAAGUCCCCGACCCAUUCUAUUAAAUCUAACCAUAGCCUUCCAGCAAGAUUAACUCCUAGAGUUAUUAUGAACGAUCACUACAGAAAAUUAAAAGGUUUCCACCAAGUUAAUAUCUUUACACCUAUUGAGGAAAGAUCUAAAGAAUCCACACCAGUUUCACGGACAAAAUCUCACUUUAUCCGGGCAGCUACAUUUUGCCAGUCACGUGAAUCUGAAACGGAAGUUCUCGCAUCUAAAAACAGUAACAGACACAGUAUUUCAUGUCUUACUAGAAUCACGGUAGAAUGUGAUAAUAGUGAUUCAGAAAUAUACAGUACGGGAUCAAAAGUUCACCCACGUGUAGCGACAGGUUCGAUACCGUGGUUGAAGAAUGACAAUUAUGACAGCGCGUACAGCUCUGCAUCCGAGGAGCUAGAAUAUUCGGACACUGCCAGUGAAUUAUCGGACCAAACUUGUACAUCUUAUAAUAAUAUGAAAUCAAACGGUAAGACAGAAAAUCUUUUAACUGUGCCAGUAGUACAUGUAAGAAAACACAAUCGAAAACUCCGAAGAAAAAAGGCAACACUGGACAACCGAAGCCAAACGAAUCUUUCCAACUCGCAGUCUAAUCAAUUAACUCUCGCAACCAAUGCACAGAGAUGAUUUUCUAACAAAAAAGUUAAAAACUGAUAUUGAAACUGUACAGAAAAAGGAACUUAAUAUAUACACUACAGAGAAUAAGGACCUUUAAAUGUUGUAAUCAACCUUGAAUACUAUCAUAUCAUUGUGAAAAUUUCGAUAGGUUUCGGUACGCUAUAUAUGAUAUGAUAUUAAAAUGAAGGUUAUUGUAAAUAAUGACAGGCGAUUUGUAUAGGAUAUCAAAUAAGUUGUAAAAUCUGCAUGUAUAUGCACUUCGAAUUCUUAAUAUUCUUUUCUUUCUUUUUUUUCGACUUAGAAAUGCAUAUGAUGUAAGAAUUUAAAUAUUUCAUGACCGAGAAAGACUUUUUGAAAACCUUAUUUACAUUUUGUUUUCUUUAUAAGGUCAAAGACGUUUGGCUCAUGAUU
Messenger RNA from Ruditapes philippinarum (Manila clam), 1524 nucleotides. RefSeq lists its product as uncharacterized. NCBI's taxonomy places the organism in Eukaryota, Metazoa, Mollusca, Bivalvia, Venerida, Veneridae. The coding region runs from base 319 to 1122 and encodes 267 amino acids. The record is from RefSeq and is a predicted model, not a curated record. The transcript has 2 exons.